AAUGAUACACACCAAUAAACAGAUAAAUUCACAGAAGAAAACACCAAUAAAUGCAACAAAUUACGUUCCAAGGCAAUAGAAGGUGUAAUUCACACAAGAACGACACUUGUUUUACAUGUUUGCUGUUACGUUCGUAUUAAAACAAGAAACUGAAAUAACGCAAUACAGAAUCAAGAUAUUUUCGCGUCGUUGAUCAUUGCAUAAAUAUUACAUGCACUGAUAUAUAUAAUAAAAUACAUGUCAACAAUCCUAUCUUCCAGGGAAAAUUUAAAGCCCAACUUAUCGAAAGCUGCAUUGUGUCACCUGGAAACAAAAAAAGGUGUUCAUGAUACAGAGAAUAAUUCCAAACUCCAUUGAAAUUGGAAUGUAAAACAGCUGUGAAAUAUCUGUUCGCUCUCAAAAAACCUCAUCCAGUUCAAGCUAAGUGUUUCGAAAAAAUCCUACAGCUAUGCGGAACAUUUCAAUAACCCUGUAUGAUGCUGACAAAAACUACUAGCUGGCGCUGGAUGAAUCAGAUUGAUGAACAAUGAAAAAACCAGCUGAUUAUUAUGCCAAAUCCGUCAUUUAUUCGAUGCACAAAAAAAUUUAAAGUACAAUCAUUGAAAAAGCGCAAUUAACGCCCGGCAUUGAGCAAAAGGGACUCCACGUUAAACCAACAAACCGGAGAAUGAGCAAAAUCCUUCAGAAGUGGUGUGUCCACAAUGGCACAACAGUAUCCCGAUUGGACAACCCUGCCAAACGAAAUUCUGGGGAAUAUUUUUAAACUCCUCCCCUCUCGUGAUAAGAUGAGUUUCUCCUCAACAUGCAGACGAUGGAGAGAUGCGGUAGAAACACCCUCGCUUUGGAAAAAACUUAAUGUUAAGGUGGAUGAGGAUUUCAAUGAGCCAAGUGUAAUAUUUCUCACUCAAAACUAUCAUCACUACAUCGAAGAGCUGGAAAUAGGAUGGAGCGUUCCGUAUGUCCUGAGUGAAAAAGUGUUUUGCUUGCGACACAAGGAAACCGUGAAGAGAGUUGGAAGAUUUCUGAUUCUGCUAUUUGAGCGCUUUGUUCAAGUCAAACAUCUGGUGAUCCACGAGUGGUACGAUAUUUACCAACUUAAAAAGCUCUGCUAUCUGCUAAUGCGGUUCCUUAAACAGCAAAAUCGAUUGGAAAGCCUCACUUUAAUAAACGCCAACAUGAACGAAAUGAACUUCAGCAAUCUCUUGAUGGCUUGCCUAAGAUCCAAAUCAACCAUCAAACACAUCGCUCUUCACUACUCCACCUACAACUCGCGCAAAUACUUUGAUAGCUGGAAUUUCGCAAACUCCGUGGAAAUGUUCUACAACUUGGAGACUCUCACUAUUGACUGCUGGAUAUUUCUACUAUUUUUCAACAAGGUUUGCAUACUGCAAGUGAGGAUUUGCAAGCUCAAAACGUUGAAUUUAUAUAUGGAUGAUACAAUCCGGAAACUCGAUACGAUAUCCAUAGUGCGGGAAAGCCAGUGGGAAAUGUUUUUCGUUUACCUCCCAAGAGCCACCGUGAAUCUAAAUGUGGACAAACCAAUGCGGGAUGAGCAGUUUAAGAAAAUCAUUCAAAAGCAUUAUCCUUUGAUAACAUUUACCUGGAACUACCCGAAUUAUAAGGAAUCUUGUUACGUCGAUUGUUGCCAAUGUUUGGAAAGACUUGCAAACUUGCAAUUCAAAACUCUGGAGAAUAUACGAUUAACAUUGCCACUUAGCGAGGAACAACUAAAAGACAAAAUUGGCUACAUCCAAAAAAAAUGCCGCAAAGUCAAGUCCUUCGUGUUUAAUAAUGUAGAACUUAUCAAGAAAUUCACCCACUUUGAGUCCCCUGUUCAGAACGGUGUAACUUAGAUUAAAUAAAUAAAUUUAAAAAAGUCA
Molecule: messenger RNA, 1880 nt
Organism: Dendroctonus ponderosae (mountain pine beetle)
Lineage: Eukaryota; Metazoa; Arthropoda; Insecta; Coleoptera; Curculionidae
Product: F-box only protein 39-like
Exons: 5
Coding region: 702-1853 (383 amino acids)
Biological process (GO): positive regulation of protein ubiquitination; SCF-dependent proteasomal ubiquitin-dependent protein catabolic process
Cellular component (GO): SCF ubiquitin ligase complex
Molecular function (GO): protein binding
Source: RefSeq, a predicted model, not a curated record